Molecule: messenger RNA, 2261 nt
Organism: Paramecium sonneborni
Lineage: Eukaryota; Ciliophora; Oligohymenophorea; Peniculida; Parameciidae
Source: the annotation of a GenBank genome assembly
AUGUCAUUAUUUUCAAAAAAAGAAUAAAAGAAAUAGCCUACACAAUAUUUAGAUUUUGAUUCACUUGUUGUUAAAAAGUAUAAUUAUGAAUCAAAGAAAGCUAAUGAAUAAUCUGUAAAGCAAGAAUAGUAUAUAAAUGAUUUAAGAAAAGUGUAUGAAUUCCAAAAAAAAUUAGUUAUGAAUAGUAAAGAGUUGAAAUUGAACCUAUAUUUUAAAAAGUAGAGAUUCUUUAAGUAGAAAGGAAAUAAUUAAUGGAUGAAGUUGAGUAAUAUAAAAUGAGUCAAAUGGAAAUUCUAAAGAAAUAUGAAGGGGAAUAUUAGGAAAAAGAGAAAUUCAGUAAAGAAUGCUAAAAAUACAAAUAAUAGAUUUUAGCACUUUAAAAGAUGUAAAUGCCUUAAGAAUUUUAAGAAAAAAAAUGUCAGGAAUUAAAAGAAUCUUUAUAUAAUACUAUAAAAGACAUAAUGAAUGACUUUUUAGAAAAUUAUAAUGAUUAAAUAGGAUAUGAAAAUGAUAAUGAAGGUACAUAUUAAAAAUAAAUAAAGUUAGUGCAACAUUAUUACAUGAAUUACUUUAAUAGAUAGAUGAUUCUAUAUUAAUGUUUGUAGAGAAUCUUCCUGCUUAAUCCAGUAGAUGUUAUUAAUCAGAAGAAGUUCAACAUUUAAAAGAUUAAAUAGAAAAGACUUUAUAGAAUGUUGCUAAUUUACAAUCUGAAAAUUAAGAUUUAUUGGCAUCUUUAGAAUCUGAAAAAUAAUUAAAAGAAAAAAUUAAUAAUCAAAAAAACACAUAAUAAUAAUUAGUUUGUUAAUUAUAAAAUCAAAUUGAACAAGUAGUUAAUGAAAAAAAGGGUAUUGAUUCAUAACUUUAAGAAAUUUAAAUAAAAUAUUAGGAUAUAUUAUAAGAAUUUUAAAAAUUGAAUUAAAUUAAAGAAGAUGAAAAAGAAAAGCUAAAAGAAGAAUUAAUAGGAUUAGUAAAUGAACUGUAAAAAGAAAUUUAAAAGAUUUAAUCAGAGAAUUCUAAACUUUUGUAGUAAAUUGAAGAGUAGAAAACUGAAAUAAAUAAAUAAACUGAACUUUUUAAUAAUAAAGUUCGAGAUUUAGAAACUAAAUUAAAUCAUGAAGAACUUAAAUCAGAAUAAAAAUAUAAAGAAGUAAUAUUAUUCAUAUAAUAUAGUUACUUAGAAGUGAAAGAGAAUUAAAUUAAUAUAAAUCAGAAGCUACAAAACUGUUUGAAAAUAAUAAUCUUUUAUAAUAAUAAUUAGAUGCUUAUAAAGAAAAAAGAAAAUAAGAAAAAGAAAUAUUCGACGAUUAAAAAGAUAAAUUUAAAUAAAUAAAAUUAUAAUUAUAAUAAUAAGAAUAAGAUUAUUAAGCUAAAAUUAUUUAACUUGAAGAAUAAAUUCAUUAGUUAUAAUAAACAACUUAAAGUACUAUUUCAUCAGAGAUAUCAAUAAAUCCAGAAAUUGUUAUGGAAAAAGAAAUAUAAAUUUCAAAAUUAGAAUAAACUAUAUUAGAGUAAUAAUUUAUUAAUAAUAUAAUAGAUUAACUUAAAAAACAAGUGAAUUAAAAUAAAAAUUAGCUGAAAACAUGAUAAUGAUUAAUGAAUAGAAUUAAGAAUUGGAAAAAUAAAGAUUGACUAAUCAAUAACAUUUAGAAAAAAGAGCUAUUGCAAUAAGCGAAUUAAAUCGAUUAGAACAAUAAAAUUAAAUAUUAAAAUAAGUAAUAAUUAAAUAAUACUUAGAAAAUGAAUGAUCAAAAUUAAAUAAUUAAAUAAUUACAAAAUGAAAAUUAGUAGAUUUCUAAAUUGCUUCAACCAUUAAAGUAAUAACCUCUUCCAAAUAUGCAGAAAUAAAUAUUAAAUCAAAGCAUUUCAAAAACACCUGUAGGGGAAGUUAAUAAUUUAGAUUCAUCUAUUCAUUCUGAUGUUGAGAGCUAAAAUUCAAAACAGUCUAAAACUCCAUCCUUUUUUACAAAAGGUUUAAAUUAUUUUAAACCAAAGCCUUAACCAAUUUAAUAUAUGGUAUAUAAAAUCAAUAUGAAAAGUAAUAAGAAAAUUCAGAUUUAAAAAUUGCUGUGACUAUGAUACAUAAAUAAUCUGAGGAGUUAAAAUUAAAUUUAGAAUAACUUUAUAAAUGUUUUUUGUCGACAGUUCUCUUAAAUUAAAAUAAUUAAGAUAAUAAAUUUCUUAAAUUUGAAAGAGAAAUUAAUGAGUGUUUAAAGAAAACUUAAGAUUUAAAUGAUAAUAUUGAAGAUUUUUUGGUAUUAUGA